Molecule: messenger RNA, 3597 nt
Organism: Peronospora belbahrii
Lineage: Eukaryota; Oomycota; Peronosporomycetes; Peronosporales; Peronosporaceae
Source: the annotation of a GenBank genome assembly
AUGGUCGUAACCGAUCAAGCUACUUUAGUAGCUUCUUGUCGCACGAAAUGGCGCGUUGGAGAGCGUCAAAUACCUGAAUCACGUCAUCAACUAGCACGUGAUGUGAUUACGUCGAACGAAGCGCAUCCAUUGGCUAUGACAAUGUCUUUUUCUCGUAUAAAACACAUUAAUCGAGCUGUCUCAUCACGUUCUCCACGACAUUCUACGUCUAUUGCUCCUUCUAGUGACUCAAUUGGUACGAAAAAGAGUGAAAAUGAAGUCUUAAGAGAGCUCGUGAUACUUCAAGAUGGAGAUGUGGAUCCUUUGGGAGUUCUCACGUCGUCUAGCGAUGGAAAAAGAACGUCUCACGAGUCUGUAGUGAUGAUGACGAAAACAAGGUCAAUUGACGUCGUUUCUACGGCUAAAGGACCUUAUAAAGAGGAUAAAACAAUGCCACGUACAGUUAAAACCAAGUGGGAGGAACAUACAGAUUGCCUCUUGGCGAAAUAUGCAGAUUAUACGUUCAAGAUUAAAGCAAGUAUGCUCGAAGUGAAUGAGGUUGAGCCAGAGCUUUUAUUUGAUUCCACGAGCAAUUUAUACCACAAGGAAGAUACGAUAAUGACUGUAGAUGCAGCUUCAGUAAUGAAGAAAACACGUGCAAGGCUUGAGCAAUUGGAGCGUGGAGGACGUGAGAAGACUCGAUCUUCUGUCUUGGCACAGGAUGAAGAAACUAUUGAAAUCUCACAGAGUCAAUAUGUUGCCAAAGUGAAAGAAAUGCAGACGAAAUUACUGGUCAAUUGGGAACAGGAUCAUAAAGUUGAGGCACUUCGCAUUGCAAUCAAGUGCGUUAAACUACUGGCAGACAUUGACACGGCACCUCAAUUGUAUCCAUGUGUAUUUGUAUUGGUGAGUGAAGUGCUGGAUACUUUUGGAAAGCUCGUGUAUGAUCGCAUUCGUACACUAGCAUCCGAGGAUGAAAACGGACAGCCACUUUCACAGCCAUUAGGGGAGCAUUUUACAAGCUCAGAUAUUAAUGUGCAAGCUACUGAAACGUGUCGCAAUUGGUUUUACAAGUCGGCUUGUAUUCGAGAGCUUCUUCCACGAAUUUAUGUCGAGGUUGCAUUGCUUCGGUGUUACUGCUUUCUUUGCGAUGGCGAAUAUCCGCAGAUUGUAGCACGGCUAUCAAACAUGAUCAAAGGUAUCGGCGAGCCGAUGGUUGCGUUAUACGCUCGUCUGUAUUUAUCACUGACCAGUUCGGAGCUAUUGGGCACCUCUUCUCCAGCUGACCAGACUGUCGUAGUGAGCAGUAGCCUAUUUGAUUACUUUUACGCGUUCCACUGGUUUCGACAGCAUAGGCUUGAGGACUGGUUGCAUACGCACAAAAUGGAAUACGGAGAGUACCUGGCGCUACAUUCUCCUGCAGUGGAGUGGCUUUGUAAAUGUGCGGCUCCAGGCGCCACACAGGAAACCUUUGAUUCGCUCUUGGCACACUCUCAAGCAUAUUUUGACAGCUCCAUGGUGUUGAAGCAUUUGUGCGAGUGUUUUGGCGCUCAAUUCUAUGCCUCGACACCAAGUUUAAUGUUGGAGCUAAUUCGCACUGCUUCUCCAUCGCUUGUUUCCAAAUGCCAUCUUUACAGUUUAGUUGCAGUGCAACUUAGCAGUGUGCUUGCAGUUGCUGAGAAUGAAUCAGGUGGAAAGCUGCAGUUUUUAAACAGUUCCUGGUCAUUGAUUACUGCGCAAAACGAGAUCACGCAGUAUAUGGAAUGCGCGGCAGCUUACAUGAAGCUCAUUGUGGCUCAUUUCUCGCAUCGCGAGGCCCUCAUUCUCCUAAAGGAUGUUGUCCGCCACCUGAACGCAGCUAUCCCUGAGGAGCUUACGGCAAAAACGUACAAUCUACUUGGUGCCUUGAUUGAAAAUGUAGUUUUCGGCGCCAAGCAACAUUACGAGUUCUUUUUGAGACUUAUCCCGUCGCACCCUUUUUUGACUCUUAUGGACAUGUUCAAGCGAGAAUCGAGUGUGAAUGUGGCGAAGAAAGUAUUGCGAGCCUUUGUUGGAGGAGAUAUGAAGAAAUCACUCAACCGUUCAGGCACCUUACGACUCCACGUCGUUGGUCCAGAGGCAGCUGUAGCGCACACACUCUUGGUUGUAUGUUGUCGCGUGCACGAUGCGCUUGACUCUCUCAGUACCGUGUCAGAGCGCGCUGAGGUUAACCGCGACAUAUCGGCCUUCAUUACACGGCUUGGAUACGUCAAUGAAAAGGACGAUGUGAGUGAAAGAGCACAAGAUGAGGAAGUAGAAGCGCUGCUUAUGCUUUACACAGACUGUCGUCGCGCGUUUUACAAGCUGGAGUCGAUUAAGAUACUGCUGUCAACGAUGGUUCUCCGCUUAGCGAUGCACGUACACAAACGUAUCAGCGGUAGCGUGGUGUCGGUUGGGAGCAAGAAGCGUGCUCAUGUGCGUCGAAACUUUGUACAAUCGUGCUUAGCAUUCGCUCACAUAACGAUACCAUCAAUCGAUGCGCCACUUGAAAAGCUGCAGCUAAUGGUGGCGGCGGCAAAUGUAGCGUUGGUAACGAGCUGCAUACCGCAGAUGGACGCAAUGGUGAAAGCUGCCAUUAUAUUUCUCGCAGAUCUUGAUCUCAGUGCUGUUCGGUCUAGCUGCAAUAGCAAUAAAGAGUCAGGGAUGAUGAGCUUUUUUGCUUCAAGUCACGGUGCUGCUGUUAAACUGUUUGGUGUGAUGGGCAUCAACAGCACCAGCAUUAAAAUUGAUCAGGUCGUGCAAGUGAUCGCUCAGUUGGCAAGCGUAUUGGUGUAUGCUCCAUCAUUGAACGACGACGAUGCGUUUUAUUAUAUAAAUGCGCUGCGCAAAGCUGUUUUGGAGCGUAUGGUAUGGACUUCACGGACCUUGUCCUCCCUGUCAUAUCAACUUGAAGCGGGUGUUGCUCGUGUACGCGUGUUGCUCAUGCUUGUUCAAGUCUAUGCGAUCUGGGCACAACGGUCACUACCAGAUCGUCUAGAGAGUGUAGACUCGAAUGACGUGCUCUACUGUGGCGAUGACUCUUUUUACAACGAAGUUCAAGCGCGCUUCAGCUCGGUUGUUGAAGAAGUAGCACGAGACAUCGAGUUGUUAGGUCAAAUUAGCAAGGACAGCGACAGCGACAACGUGGGGAGCGCAGUUACUGACCAAGUAAUGGCAGCGCAGAUUGAGCUCAUGUUGGACGUUGUCAACUUGGUGGUACCUUUGCUCGAGUAUGACGAAACUCGACCGGAAGAAGCUCUAGUCACAACCAAUCCAUAUUGGGGAGAUGAAUUUACCGACAAUAGUCGAAGCGGCAGUCGACGACGUAAGAAGUCUCGUUCUGGUACUGUGUUGGUCUGUAAAUGCAUGAUGUACAGCCACGAGAAAGUAAAAUUGCUGAAGCAAGCCAAGCCAAGAGAUACUUCGACAAACCAACUGCAGAUGGCCACGUGGAUCUGUCUCUACUUUAAUAGCACGCGAGCGUACGUCGUCAAUUUUAUGCUGGAAAUGUCGAAGCGCACUGCAGGUAUUCGUCGAGACGCGACAAGUCAGCAUACAGUCCAAACUCUUGCUGAUGCUCUCAACCAGCUUGUGCUAUAA